AAGGCGGAGCUUUCUCUGGUAAGCGAGUAGUCAGGUAAAGGUGUCUGUUGCAGGAUGCGCAUUCCGCUGUAUUACGUCGUGCAAAGAAUUUCAUUUAAACUUAAAAUGGAGAAUCGCCAGUACUGGACUAUGGAAGAUACCAAGGCUCUUCUUUGCAUUUGGGCUGAGGAUAACGUACAACGGCAGUUUGACGGCGUCUGUAGGAAUGAAGAUAUAAUGAAAUACAUCGUUGCCGAACUUGCAAAGUUAGGUAUCCAGCGCACUACGAUGCAAGUUCGAGAGAAACUAAAAAAACUACGGGCACAGUAUAAAGUCGUAAAAACACACAAUGGACAAAGCGGUGCCCAGAGAAGGUCCUUUCCAUGGUUUGAUAUAAUGGACGGUGUGCUGGGUCACCGUCCCUGCGUUAGUGGAGAGACCACUCGGGAUACCAUGGCAGCUACUGUAGUCGAAUUGGAAUGUCAGAGUGAUUUCUUGGAGUCUGAAGUCGAACAGGGACCAUCUACACCGCCGCUGCUAACAUCUACACCUGAGAGACACGAUGGUCCCCAAGAGAUUUCAGUAAUCAGAGGGGGGUCACAUCGCAUUCCACAAAGGACCAGAACAGAAAGUUGCAAACGCAAAGCUACAAAUAUAGCAUCGAGGGAAUUUUUGCAGUGUAUGCGUGACAUUACACAGCAACAGCUGGAAGAAGAGCGGGCGCUGAGAAGGGAGGAAAUGAACAGAGACAUGAUGAUGAGAAGAGAGGAGCUGGAGUAUGAGGCACAACUCAGACGAGAAGAGAUGUCUCAGAGAGAGAAGGAAGCUGAUUCUUUUGCUUCUGUUUUUAAACAUUUGGCAGCAGCUCUACAAAAAAAGUAGAUGAACACUGCACUUGUUUUUGUGUUGUCCAAGCCAAACUUUUUCAUAUUACUUGUUUUUAAAUUAUUUGUAAUUUUUUUAUAUACAUUGCACAAACACCUGUUUGUUGUGUUUGCACAUUUUCAUAGCACCUUUGUAUUUGUUCGCUGAUACAAAUUCCAUAUAUAAAUAAAGUUAUACGUUUGCUGUUUUCCCAGAGACUAUUUGAAGUUAUUGCAUAAGGGGCACAUUGUCCAAAAUAUAAACAUUGUUGAAUGUAGUAAUUCAUUUGUUUUAGUACAUUCACAAUGCAUUUAUUCAUGUCAGAACAUAAAGCUUUUUAUUUAAAUGACAAGCAAAUGUCAAAAUGAUGUGUAAAUUUGAGUGCAUAAAAAUCUAAAAGACAUUGAGUUUGAAAUGUUCUAACCGUUAAUCACCUGCUGCACAAAAAAGGUGCUAUUCGAAUAGAAUCACACUAUCAGUCAGAUUUUAUUGUGGACAAUUAUGUAGUUUUGAUGGGCACAUUACUUCAAUGGCUCUUUGAUUGGCAGCUUUUGUUUCUGUGUAAAUCAGGUUCU
Molecule: messenger RNA, 1418 nt
Organism: Carassius auratus (goldfish)
Lineage: Eukaryota; Metazoa; Chordata; Actinopteri; Cypriniformes; Cyprinidae
Exons: 4
Coding region: 55-861 (268 amino acids)
Source: RefSeq, a predicted model, not a curated record